AUGAACGAGCGGGAGCGGGCAGGCGCAGUGGGCAGUCAAUUCUCUGAGGAGGCGAUGGAGCCCGGGCCAAUUGACGACAGCCUCAGCGAGCACAUGCGUCGCAGUGCUUCUGUUGACGGAGAGUCCCCAAUACAACUUCGCGGGGAUCCAUGGCGGUUCUCGGUGGGGUUGAUAUUCUGCAUCAUAUCCAUGUCCAAUGCGAUGCAGUGGAUCACAUUUUCCUCCAUUGUGGUUGAGGUGCGCAUGUAUUUUAACAUGACUGCAGUGCAGGUGAACUACCUCACCACAACCUAUGUCAUUGCGUAUGUUGCUAUUGUGUUUCUCAGCUGUAAGCUAUACGAGGUGACUGGAGUAAAAAACGGAAUUGUUGUUGCGGCUCUGGCAAAUGCCAUUGGUGCGGGACUCAAGAUUGUGGCACUAUAUGCGUGGCCAAACAUGAUUCUUCUGUUCAUUGCGCAGGUAUUUAACUCCAUGACGGAGGUUCUCGUCAUUGCCACACCGCCACUUAUUGCAAAUCGCUGGUUUCCCGAGCGCGAGCGCAUGGUCGCUAACACUAUUUUGAGCAGUGCCCUCAACUUUGGGUGUGGUGUCGGUGUGCUUCUCCCAACAUUCUUCGUUACACCUGAUAAACAAGAGCAGCGUCACUUCGCCAACUUGUUCUGGUUUCAAUUUGGCAUAUGUGGUGGAGUUUUGCUGCUGGCUAUCUUCUUUAUUCCGGCACGUCCGCGCUAUAUUGCAAGCUAUGCCGCAGCACGACAGCAAAGGAGCGAGGAGAAGAGGCUGCAAACCGUCCGUGAUAUGAUGCACCGUCGCGAGAGUCAGAAAAGACAACCACACAAGGAAGAGGUGGUGCACAAUCAAGCGGAGAAUGGGGGGGAGGAGGAGGAGGAGGAGGGGGAAUACGAAGUGCAGCCUAUUAACGUCUUCUCCACCAUUAUGGACGCACUCCGCAUGUUGCGCAAGAACCCCCCUUUUGGCUUUCUUAUGAUUGCAAGUGCAGCGGAACUUGGUCUUAUCUGGGCCGUCGCCACUGUUUUGCCACAGUGUCUUAUUCCCUUCGGUGUGACUGAAGUGGAGAGCGGAUGGAUCGGCUUCCUGAACCUCGUCCUCGGCACCGUUGUUGCGCCGUUCUUAAUGCCCCUUAUCGAACGGAAGCGCCGAUACAAGGCUGUGCUUGUCUGUAUUGGCAUGAUUUUGACCGCGAAUAUGUCCGUUUUGACGCUCUGCCUUGCGUACGGUCCACCCGUACAUGAAAACCGGAUAUACUACGUCCUUGUUGCGUUUUUAUUUUGGGGUGGCAUAGCAGGAUUGUGCCAGAACUUCAUGAUGCCGAUUAUGUUUGAGUUUGUCAUUGAGCUUACCUUCCCAAUGGCAGAGUCAACGAGUGCACCGGUUCUGACGUGGUCGGCGUGUCUGACCAACCUUAUUCUGGCGAUUGUUUUUGGGGAAGUGCUCGGCAACGACCCGACCCAGGGUGAUGCACUCAACGUGUUUGUGGGGGCAACAGUUGUGUGCUUUAUAGGCGGCCUCGCACUGUUGCUGGUGUAUCCGUAUAGGCGAAGGCAGGAGUACGAGCUGCUUAUGAGGGAGCGCGACGAGGCUCGCUUGCUUUCACGGCAAGAGCGGGAUGCUGAGAGGGAUGGGGGUAGCGGAAAUGUGGAAAAAGGGUGA
Trypanosoma grayi is the source of this 1671-nucleotide messenger RNA. RefSeq names its product MFS transporter. Gene Ontology annotation, cellular component: membrane. The record is from RefSeq and is a predicted model, not a curated record. The transcript has a single exon. Gene Ontology annotation, biological process: transmembrane transport. Gene Ontology annotation, molecular function: transmembrane transporter activity. Bases 1 to 1671 code for a protein of 556 amino acids. Lineage: Eukaryota; Euglenozoa; Kinetoplastea; Trypanosomatida; Trypanosomatidae.